Molecule: messenger RNA, 2673 nt
Organism: Apis laboriosa (Himalayan honeybee)
Lineage: Eukaryota; Metazoa; Arthropoda; Insecta; Hymenoptera; Apidae
Gene: Ald1
Product: fructose-bisphosphate aldolase
Exons: 5
Coding region: 508-1605 (365 amino acids)
Biological process (GO): glycolytic process; fructose 1,6-bisphosphate metabolic process
Cellular component (GO): cytosol
Molecular function (GO): fructose-bisphosphate aldolase activity
Source: RefSeq, a predicted model, not a curated record
CGCUCCAAGCACUGUUCGUUCUUCGACGAUCCGUAAAGAUGUAGUCGAAUAGGCAAAUUGGGUCCUCUCGGCUGGGCCCGACGGGACGUCUAACAUCGUUUCAUCAGCCGAGAACGCGUUGUGUCGCCAACGAUCCGUUUACUUUUUCGUCUUCUCCGGUCACUUUUACUCUCUUAAAUAUUUAUAAUCUCGUAUCGGUAUUGUCGGUGAUAUUAAGGGUGUAACAAUUAUUAUAUUCAAGUAAAACGUUGAAAAGAUUGAAGAAAAAGAGGAACAAAAAAUCGAUUUUUUAAAAAUUAAACAAGAUAUAUUUAGAGGAUUGAAUAAUACCAAAGAGAACAUAUUUAUUGCCGUUAUUAUUAUUAUUAUUAUCAUUAUUAUUAUUGGAAUUAUAUUAUAUUUAUUGCUCUUAUAUAUACGUGUGACUGUAAUACGAAUCGCGAAAUCCAAAAAUUUAUUUGCGAUCUGGAUUGAAUCAGGACAAGAAUCAUAUGUUUAGAACAGACAAUGGCUGCAGAAAAGUAUGAUAAGCUCACACCUGAGUUGAAACAAGAAUUGAAGAACAUUGCCCAGCAAAUUGUUUCGCCUGGAAAAGGAAUCCUCGCUGCAGAUGAAUCGACCGCAACGAUCGGCAAGCGUCUAAAAGACAUCAAUGUUGAAAAUACUGAGGACAAUCGUAGAGCAUACAGACAACUUCUUUUUACCAGUGCUAAAGAUGUCAUCAGCCAGCAUAUAUCUGGUGUUAUUCUAUUCCAUGAGACCUUGUACCAGAAGGCCGAUGAUGGAACACCAUUCGUCGAAUUGUUGAAACAACGUAAUAUCUUGCCAGGUAUCAAGGUUGACACAGGUGUAGUAACAUUAUUUGGUACCGACGAAGAAACCACUACGCAGGGUCUCGACAAUCUUCAAGCUCGUUGUAUUCAAUACAAGAAAGAUGGAUGUCAAUUCGCCAAAUGGAGAUGCGUGCUGAAAAUCAGAAAAGAUUGUCCCAGUAAAUUGGCCAUUUUGGAAAAUGCCAAUGUUUUGGCUCGUUAUGCUUCUAUUUGUCAAAGUGCUAGGAUUGUGCCAAUCGUCGAGCCUGAGAUUUUACCUGAUGGUGAUCAUGAUCUUGCCCGUUGCCAACAGGUCACGGAAGAAGUUCUGGCCGCCGUGUACAAGGCACUCAGUGAUCAUCAUGUAUAUCUUGAGGGAACUCUUUUGAAACCGAAUAUGGUAACACCAGGACAGAGUUGUCCAAAUAAAGCGUCACCUCAGGAAAUCGCAGCAGCUACUGUGACCGCUUUAUUGCGUACCGUUCCACCUGCAGUACCUGGAAUUACCUUCCUCAGUGGCGGUCAAUCAGAAGAGGAGGCAUCUGUGAAUUUGGAUGCUAUUAACAAGUUCCCCGCGAACAAACCUUGGGCUUUGACCUUCAGCUAUGGCCGUGCUCUUCAAGCUUCCGUGCUUCGCGCAUGGGGAGGCAAGAAGGAACAGAUUACUGCUGGUCAGGAAGAGCUUAUCAAGAGGGCUAAGGCUAACAGCGAAUCGGCACUCGGUAAAUAUAGCGGUGGUGUAAUGGGAGCUGCUGGCAAUGCUACGCUUUUCGUCGCGAAUCACGCGUACUAAACUAAUCAUUAAAAUAUUGAUAAGGAUUAGAUAAUUAGAUCAAACAUCGUCAACGUCGAUCACCGUUGCGAUAUAAAAACAUAACUAUCGACAGUGAAGAUGGGAAACAAAUAAAGAAAAACUUAAAAAAAAAUGCUCGAAAAAUGCUCGAAACAUAGAAGACAGCGUCUGUAUAAUUGUAUGUUUCACAGGGAAGAAUUUAAAUUUAAAAAUCGAAUGGAUUCAAUUUUAAUCUAUUGCGGAAAAUUUAUAUGUUUAUACGUGUUUUUUAAAAUUAUAUUUUAAUGAUCGAAAUGAAUUUUAAUGAUGAUUUUUAAUCGAGUAUACAGAAGCUGAGAAAUAACUUGUGUUUUGAGAUAAAUUUUAACACUCAGGAUUAUUGUAAACAAGCGAUCAUAGUUGAUUCUCUUCGUUGAUUGUCGUGUUUUACAAACAAGCGAAAAAAACUAUUCUUCAUCAAAACUGUCAUUACUGCUUUUACGCUUCGUGUUUUGCGCUAUCUUUGAUUUUCUUCUUUAUUUUCAUUAAUAUUAUUGUAUUCAUUUUCUUUGAAUGAUAUCGAUGAAGAAUGUUUCACACAACCUCUCGUCGCAGAAUCAUUUGUUCUUCAGAACGUUACGACAAUUUUCGAAAGAGAUUUAUUUGAUUGAUGUAUAUAUGUACGAGCCUAUCGAAUGAAAUCAAUUUGAAAAAGAGAUGAAAAUUCUUUAUUUAGAUCGUAAAUAGAUUUCGUGACAUUCGAAUUACGCACGCGUUAUUAUAUUCUGUAACACUACGACUAAAAAGAAACAGAUAUAUUAUAUAUAUAUUGUCAAUGUCGUUAUAAUAUUCUACAUGUAUAAAAAGAAAAAAAAAAAAGAAAAACAAAGUAAAAAUACAUAUUAAAUGUUGUUUGUUAGUAAAUGAGUCGAAUAUUAUGAAGUCGUAAUAUUAUGUCAUCUACUUAUACAAUAUGUGUAUCUUAUAUUAUAGAUAUUUAAGUAACGUAUUGAAAACUAUCUCGUACAUUGAUGUUAUAUCUAAUAUUUUCAUUGCAAUCUAGGUCACCAAAUACACUGUGGAGGGGAA